AUGACAACCAACGUCAGCAGUCUGGGACGUCGCGACGCCUGGAUGCAGCCUUUGCAACGAAUCAAUAAUAUUGUUAUAUAUGUUGAAUUGUGUUGUAAAUCUUGCCGUAAUUUCGGACCAUGUGCCCGACCUGACCAAGCCUCACAAGCGAGGCUGGAGAGGACGUGGGAUCCCACAACUGGAGACCCACCCCUACAUACACCCCCCGGAGAGGACCAGCUCUCCAAAACCAAUCCAAGUAAGCCCAGGGCCUUAGAAACAGCAAUUUCCAAAACUCCAAGCGUGCAGAGCUCCCCAACACCGGCGCCAUCUAGUGGUCAGAAGCUGAACUCCCCGCCCUACGAUGUAGGUCGCGAAAUUGAGAAAUUGGUAAAGAAGCUGAGGACCCCAUCACCCAGCUCCCACAAAGCAGGCAGCUCUGCUUCCUUCCAAAAGCCGUACGACAAAGAAAAUCGUGGCUUCACAAUAACAUCGGCAACAGGAAAAUCCGUAAGAUUAAUCAGUAAUUUUCAAUUGUCUAACACCCUGGGAAGCGUUACAGAUACCUGCACCUCUCCAAGACAACAAUCAAAUAAGCCUGGAACAGAACCAGCGGCCACAGAUCCCAACAUCGCAGAGAACAGCCAUCUUGCGAUCAAAACUAAAAAGAAGAAGAAGACUAAAAAACGUGCCACCCAAUACAACUACGGCAGCGACACAGAUUCCAGUGUUCAGCUCCGCCACGCCGACGACGAUAAGCAAAAACGCAAAAAACAAAAACCAGCAAAAACAGCAUCCCCAAAUAUGGACAUUAAAAAGCUACACGAAGAGUACGUAGCCGGCAACGACCAGAGCACCAAAGCAGUACCUAUGGAUGACAACCCCAGCACCCUCUCAGGAGAUGACAACCCCCAAGGAGGCAACGACGCACCCCCAGCCCCCCAAAAUGAACCCGAACACGAAAACGCUGACGGAUUCAAAAAACCUAAAAAAUUUAUACCUUUCAAAAAAAUCCCCAGCAAAAUUUACCCAAUCGAACCCACAAAACUACCCCUUAACAACCAAUUCCAGACCCUUAAUAACGUAAAUAACACAGACUCCACUGAUACCCAUGACGUUGUCAUACAGGUUCCACCAACACACCCCCAGGAAGGCACACUGAGCCAACAACAACCCCAAGGAGCAACUCAGGACCCAGCCCAGCCCAAAACAACCACCCAGGCCCCGCGUCGCCCCCAGGAGCCUAUGCCAGGCCCCUCAACCCGCCCAGACAGCAGCCUGCCAGCCAGCAGAACUGCACCAGCCAGAAGGAAGACCCCCGUGCCACCAAUCAUCGUAUCAGCCAAAUUCGACAACCACAAAGAUGGCGUAAGAGCCAUCAAAGAAGUCAUAAAUGGUGGCUUCAAAAUCAAAUACACCAAAAACAACAUGAUCCUCGACAUCGACAAGGUAGAAGACUACAAGCUCAUGCUAGAGGCUCUAAAAGACAACGAACAAGAAUUCCACACCUACACGCUGGAAGCAGACAAAUCGCACGCCUUCAUCAUCAGAGGGAUGGACGCACCCGACGUCACCACAGCCGACAUCCAGGAGGCACUGGAAGAGAAGCAAGUUCCAGUCCACAACCUCUACCAAUUGACAACGAAAUUCAGGCCACUCUUCAUGUUGGUCACAAGCCCCAAUGUGACCCUCUCCUACCUUAACACAGAAAUCAAGCAUCUCAUCAACACCAGAGUCUACUGGGAGACCAGACGCCAGGGAAGGAGAGUCAUUCAAUGUCAUCGAUGCCAGGGCUGGGGACACGCCACAGCAAACUGCGCCAGGGCCGUAAGAUGCAUGAAGUGUGCCAAGGAGCACCUCACCAAAACUUGCACCAAAAGCUCCACCCUCCCAGCUCUUUGCGCCAACUGCGGCGGUGCCCACACCGCCUGCUCAGAAAUCUGCCCAGUCUACAUCUACAAGGUCAAAAUGCUGGAAAAAAGAAACCCUGCACAGCCUGCCUCUCGUCAGUACACCGACGCACCACCCCCAACAACCAACUACUGGACUGCCAGGCAGAAUGCAGCCCAAGCCCAGCAUCCAGAGCCACAAACCCAACGCAGAGACCAGCCCACCACCCAACGGAGCAUCAGCACCACGCAGCCCCCCCACCGCACCACAGCAGGGGCGCCUAGCAUGUCUAACGACUUCAAAGAACUCUCCGAACAGUUCGCCAUCCUUAACAGCAUGUGUAACUUGCAAGGUAUGUUGACGGCUAAAACUACGAUAUCUAAAAUGCCACCUAAAAACUUGAAAAUCACACUAUGGAAUUCCAAUUCCUUAAAAAAUAAAAUACCCUCCCUUAUCCACUUCCUCAACACCCAUCCAGUCGACAUCCUAAUCAUAAAUGAGACCAAACUCAAACCUACAGAUAAAUUAAAAAUUAAAGGCUUCACCUCACACAGACAAGACCGCCCUAACGCCAACAGAGGUGGAGGAGUUGCUAUUCUUGUUAAAUCUCACAUAAACCACACCCGCCUUAAGCAAUGCAACUCAACCAUCGAGCAUAUUAUACUCAAAGUCUCUAAUAUCCACAUUAUAGCUGCCUACAACCCCCCUGCCAAUAGAUUUAGCCUAUUGGAUAUUACCCCCUUCUUCAGCCGGUUUGACAAAGCCAUCCUGCUUGGUGACCUCAAUGCUACCAACAGGCUCCGGCACUGUCGCAGAAACAAUGCCAACGGUUCAAUCUUGCUCGAUUUCAUUGACAUCACAACUUGCACCCUAGCCUACCCCAACGAACCUACCCACUACCCACCCAACCAAACCCAUCCUUCAAUCCUUGACAUAGCCAUCCUCAAGAGUGUAGAACUCGCUGGUGCACCUCAGCCGGUACACGAGCUUGACUCAGACCAUCUACCGGUGUUCUACACUCUAAAAACCAAAAUUAACCCACCCCCACCCCCCAAAAAAAUAUACAAUUAUAAAUCCACCAACUGGCUGCAAUAUAGGAAUUAUCUCAAGUUAAACACACAAAUUAAUCCACACCUAAACACUAACGCCCAAAUAGACACAGCUGUCGAAGUCUUCACCCAGAACUUAUCCAGUGCCAGAGAUCGCACGACAAAAAACAUUAAAGUUAAACCCCCCCUAGAUAGCAUCCCUGACACAACCACAGAAAAAAUCAAAAAUAAAAACAAAUUUAAGCGAUUAUACAACCAGCAUGGGUUGUACUAUUACAAAGUUCAAUACAACAUCCUAAGACGUCAAAUCAAUGACGAAAUUAGAGAACACAGGGAUGCUGUCUGGGGUAAUUUACUACAAAAUCUUAGUCCAUCUGACAACAGCCUUUGGUCUUUGGCAAAAAGGCUAAAACCAAAAACUGGCAUACCCACAUUAACCCUAGGUAAUCGAUUAUUAACAACUGACUUAGAAAAAGCACAGGCUCUGGGUGAGUACUUUGGAGGCAUACAUACAACUGAUCUAACCACGAUGACACCCAAACACCGCGAGAUUAUCAACGUUUUCCGUGAAUUUGACGCUGAAUACACACAGCCACCUGUCGACCCAAGACACCUCACAUCCCCCAACAUGCUCUCUGGCAUCCUUGCGGGCCUGCCCAAUAGUAAAGCACCAGGUGCUGACGGGAUCGACAAUAUCUUACUCAAAAAUUUGCCGCAGAAAUGCAUCGUGCAACUAACAUAUAUUAUCAACUCUUGCAUCAAAAAUUCAUACUUCCCAACUGCAUGGAAACAUGCAGUAAUAGUGCCGAUGCAUAAAAGCGGCAAAGAUCCCGUCCACCUUGCUAGCUAUAGACCUAUCAGCCUCUUGAGCGGCGUCUCCAAGGUGCUAGAGAGGGUAAUAUUAAGAAAUUUAGAAAUCCUAGACAAAAGAUUGAAAAUAACACCGCCCGAACAGUUUGGGUUCCGACCAGGCCUAAGCACAAAUCACCAGGUUGCCCGAAUUGUCCACGACAUCAAGCAGGGCUUUAACAAAAAGCAGAACACAGUAAUGGCUCUGCUUGAUGUCGAAAAAGCUUUUGACAAAGUCUGGCAUGAUGGCCUGGUUGCUAAAUUACACACACAAAAAAUCCCAGCCCAAACUGUUCGACUACUUCAAUCUUUUGUCUCGAAUAGAACGUUUACCAUCAAAAUCAAUAACACCACCUCACCACACUUUCCAAUUGGGGCGGGAGUCCCUCAAGGCACAGUACUCGCCCCAAAACUUUACACGUUGUACACGGCAGAUAUCCCCAAGUCGAUACACACCAAAAUCGGCCUGUUUGCCGACGAUACUGCCCUGUACAACUCAUCCUUCCAUUCCCAGGUGGCUGUUAACCAGUUAAAAAUCUAUCUGAGAUCGCUAACUAAAUUUUUUGAAGACUGGAAAAUCACCAUUAACCAUUCCAAAACAGAACUCAUAAACUUCAGCGUCAAAUUCACAAACAAUCGUAUUUUCUCAACAUUAAAUAUGAAUAAUGUCUAUAUACCACCAACUCACACAGCCAAAUACCUGGGCAUCACCCUCGAUAAAAGACUUACCUUCCAGCCUCACUUUCAUACGCUGAAAGGAAAGGUUUACAAUGCCAUCAGCAAAGUUUACCCAUUAAUUAACAAAAACAGCCCGCUGUCUGUAAGAAAUAAAACAAUUCUCUACAAAACAGCGGUAAGACCCACCAUAACAUAUGGCUGCCCAGUAUGGUGCUCCACACCUGACACAUCAUAUACCCACUUACAGCGUCUGCAAAAUAAGGCACUAAGCCAUGUUACAAGUGCAGGAAGAUACGACUCAGUAGACGCGAUGCACGAAACCACAGGCAUCGAAUCAAUAAAAGAUUUUGUAUUUAGGAUUUCUAAUGAUUUUUAUAAAUACAAAAUUAAGAACUCACCCCUAACAUCUAACAUCACAAGCUUAAGGCAAAUGCAUAACAUCCAUUACAAACAUAGUGCCACGGCCGAUUCGAACUUUCCCCAAGACGACACCCGCCGCUAUGUCGGCAGAGGAAGAGGAAAGAAGAUCAUAGUCAGCCCCACAGUGGAAGAAAGAAUCAAAAUUCUCAAAAACGUGAGUCCAAACAGCACAAACAUACAUAACCAAAGCCAAAGUCCACCCUGUACAUCAACACAUUUUGGACAACGAUAUACUAAGUCCCCAUCUAGCGGAACAGCGCCCAACUUAGAAGAAACGCUAGACGGAAUCAAAGCGCAAAUUCAAUACAUUCAACAAAAUUACACAGAUAGCGCCACAACAAAAAUUCCUAAUAAGGAGAAUAUCCCGCCAGCCAAUCAACAACGAAGUGCGCAUCGAACAAGAUCGCGCUCACCAAUAAGAAAGAACGAAAGACAACUUGGCAGUCCCACCGCAAUGAAAACCCAAACCACGCCCACGGCAACAAUCACCACAGCGACAGCCACCAUCGCUACUACCACAGUAACGGUAACCACGCCCACUACGAGCUUAGCACAACCAAUAACAAGCACCAGCAGCAAUACCCACCAAACAAUAGCACAAACCGGUGAAAACUCCAACAAAAUGGACACCGAUGAUCAAAAUAACACAAAAACAAAGAAAACAACCGAUGAAAACGAUGAAGACAUUGAACUAGACGAAGAAGGUAAUCCAAAGAAGAAAUUAAAGUUCACUAAACCCAGAAAAACAAUAUCAACGGCCACAGUAAUCAGGAAAAAAGCCAAAGAGGCAGAGAUAACCACGCAAAAUAAAUUCGAUGCACUUAAUAAAACGAAUGACAAAACUCUUGCUGAAAAUAAUGAACCUACACCGAGCACAAGCCAAACAAACACCGAAACAAACAAAAACAACCAAAAUACCAGACCAAGAACAUAUCGCACAAAUACAACAACCAAAAAAGAUAUUAAUCUUCCACCACCUAUCAUCAUAGCAGGCAAAACUGAUAUGAGACAUAGAGAAACAAUUGAAACACUCAAAGAAAACCUAACAGACUUCACAGUGAAACACACAAAAUACAACACAAUAAUCAACAUAAAAAAAAAGGAAGAAUACAACAACUACAUAGAAAUACUGAAAGAAAACAACAGUAAUUUCCACACAUAUACACCUCAAGACGAAAAAACCCACGCAUUCGUCAUGCGUGGACUUGACGCCAAAAUAACAAUACCUGAACUAAAAGAAGCACUACUGAAAGAAAGACAACUCGAAACAUACAAUAUAUUUGAACUAAAAAAAACACACAGACCACUCUACAUGAUUACAACCAGCUCAGCCGUCACACUACAGUGGCUGAAUAGCAACGUACAAUACAUAGAUCACACAAGAGUUUUCUGGGAAAGAAAGAAAAACAAAAGAACUAUAAUACAAUGUCACAGAUGCCAAGAAUGGGGGCAUGCAACGACUAAUUGCAACAACCAAUUCAAAUGCCUCAAAUGCGCCAAAGAACAUCCCACCAACACCUGCACCAAAAGCAAAGACACACCGGCGACCUGUGCAAAUUGUGAAGGAAACCACCCAGCAAAUAGCGUAGACUGCCCAGUCUACCUAUAUAAAAUAACCCAAAUAGCUGAUAGAUAUAAAACUAAACCGCAACAAUCCAAGACAUACACCCAAGCCCCACCACCGGAGACCAACGCCUGGGCAGCCAGGCAACUAAAGCUGCAGUCUACUCAGCAAUCACAGCAACCAACAGUCGAAAAGCAGGCCCCCCGCACCAAACCACACAAGCUAAAGAUCGGUCACCUUGGAGAACUCAUCAAUCUUGAAGGCAUGCUGCAAGCAGUCAGAGACCUAACUAAUAUCCUAAAAUAUUGCACCACACGAGCUGACAGAUUCCAUACAUUUAUGGAAUUUACUAUAAACAAGGUAAACAGUUAUAACAUUUAA
Brassicogethes aeneus is the source of this 6810-nucleotide messenger RNA. The record is from the annotation of a GenBank genome assembly. NCBI's taxonomy places the organism in Eukaryota, Metazoa, Arthropoda, Insecta, Coleoptera, Nitidulidae.